This is a messenger RNA of Durusdinium trenchii, 2235 nucleotides long. Lineage: Eukaryota; Dinophyceae; Suessiales; Symbiodiniaceae. The record is from the annotation of a GenBank genome assembly.
GUAUGACUUUGAGUACCCCCAGCCGUGACUCCUUGGACAACUUAGCGCCAUGUUUGGUUGCUGGCCUUCGCCUCAAAAGCUGACCCUGCGGCCUUCUAUUCAGCUGGAAGAUGAACACUUGCACCACUUGUACAUGUGCCUGUCCAUUUGUGUGGUGCCUUUCGCCUUGCUGUGCGCACUUGUGAAUGGCAGCGUGACUUCAGCAGAAGCCACAACCACCGAAGUCUACCAGGUGUCUUUUCCACAUGACGAAUUGUUCUAUGAAUCUGCCAGCAACAUCAGCAACAUGACGUAUUGCACGAAGCCUGAGUUCUACAAGUGCCACUGGUCAGGUCAUCCCGUUGAGGCAGACGGAUGUGUCUCUGUUGGGCACCCAAGGCAUGUCAUGAUUGCAACCGCUCAAGGAUAUGGGCCUUUCAUUCCGACCUUGCUGGAUAGAACACAACGAUUCGAUUGUAACGAUGCGUAUUGUCGCACCGUCAGAACUCAAAAGUAUGUGCCGUGCCGGGUUGAAAGGCAAUGUGCAGUUCAAAGUGCGGCCACAUGUGCCGGGGGUGCGCUGGCAGACUACGAACGCUCCAGUGUGCAUUUUUGAUGCAGAUGGUGAAGAGGCCUUGCAGAAGGCAUGGAAAAAUCAUACGCAUUCCAUGAAGUUGGGGACUAUGGACUGCUCGGCCACCUUUGCUUACGGAAAGAAUACUGCCAAGAUGGACAGUACUCAAUUCACCGUAUCACCUUAUGGAGAUUUGCUCAUCCAGCCAGCAGCCUUGCUGAAGCUGUCGGAGAGCUUUGACCACCACGCCAUCGAUGCAGUAACCAAAACCAGUCGUGGUAAAGAUCAAGACAAUCCAUACGAGUGCGCCCCUAGAAGUCGUGGCGGAAGCUAUCAGUUUGUGGUCUCCACUGAACAGGCCUUCUAUGGCUACCACCUGUUGGGAAUGACCUUGCAAUUGCCAAGAAGCUUUUGGUGCUUUUUUGGCUAUCCUUUUCUGGAGAAGUUUAUGAUGUAUGACCUUUGGCUCUCGGAUGAACGAGCGGCAUCGGGAUACCAUUGGAAGUGCUUUGAACUCAAGAUCGUCAUCUAUUAUGACCCCCUUUUCUCCUAUGAGGAAUCAUCCAUAAGGCAAAAUGAUGUGACCAGCUCGGUGAUUAUAGAUGAGACCAAGGAUAUUGGCUUUGCCUUCUUGUUUCGCAGUGAGAUGGGCAUGGUUCCCCGCUUUAGCGUGGGUGUCUUCUUGGUGGCCCUCAUGACUCUCGGAUGGCUGUUGAGCUUGCCAAGGCUCAUAUGUGGCUUUUAUGCAACUCACUUCGGACAGCUCCGAUUGGUCUAUGAUGCUGCGCUGUCUCGACCAUUCCACCCCGCAAGCCAGAUUGUUGCUUGGGCAGUGCGAUCGAUGGCCUCUGCGGAAGCCUUGCGCAAGUUUAGCUGUGGCGGCAAGGAGGUGCAAAUUGGGAAACUUCUUGAAGAACUGAAAGGCUGUCUUCGAAUAUGACCCAGAAAAGGAGGCAGACGAGGCCAUUGAGAACAUUAAAGAGUACAUUGUCAAGGAAGAGAUGCUAUGGAAGAACACCCGUGUCUCGGAUUGGGCCCAUAUUGUUCAAGAAUGCGAUGUGGUCAAUACCCACCGCUUGGCGGCCUUUGACCAGAAGGCAUGGGAGCAUGUGGAACGUUCUUGGGAGCAUGCGGAACGUUCUGCACGCCGGUCCAUGGUACGCGGAACUUCCUCCGUGGCUUGCAGCGAGUAUGGUGGUGGUGAGGAAGAUGAAGAGUCCACAGGAAGCCAAAGAGAGAUGCAUCGUCAGCCAAGUUUUCGUCUUCUCCAAAAGAUUUGAAGGUCCCAGAAGUCCCAGAGAAGAGUCGCCAAGAUGUUUGCUCAGUCUUGGAUUGACACAUCAUGCAUUUAAUAUAUGUAACUAAUUUGUUUGAAACGCGUUUAAAGCUUAUCACACCUACCAUGUGCGUUGCUAGCAAAUAGCCUGCUAGCAAAGUUUGAAUCGAUUGCGAUGGCACGAUCACGUUUGAAUUAAUUGCGAUUCCGCAAUCACGUCUCACCAAAGCAAGUGUAUAUUGUUCACUGCUUUGCAGAACUGUUCGGUCUAAGACAUCCUCACGCUUAGUCCAGCCCAUGUGCUGUUUCGGGUGGACGCUGCGGUCAGAACACCAUGACCCCCAAUCGUGAGGUCGCAUGACAUAGCGACCACACGGACACUUCAAGUUUCACAGGUGGAAAGCAU